Molecule: messenger RNA, 1539 nt
Organism: Penicillium cataractarum
Lineage: Eukaryota; Fungi; Ascomycota; Eurotiomycetes; Eurotiales; Aspergillaceae
Product: high-affinity glucose transporter
Exons: 3
Coding region: 1-1539 (512 amino acids)
Biological process (GO): transmembrane transport; carbohydrate transport
Cellular component (GO): membrane
Molecular function (GO): carbohydrate:proton symporter activity
Source: RefSeq, a predicted model, not a curated record
AUGGCUUCGUUUAAAGAGCAACCGUUGAUACAGGACCUCAAUUGGCGCCUCGUAUUGAUAGGUUUGAUCUCUUCCCUUGGAGCUAUGGGCUUCGGGUUUGAUAAUGGAUGGUGGGGUGGAGCUCUAGGGCUGUCUCAAUUUCAGAUGAAAUACGGCGAGUAUGAUGGGAAGCUUGGACGAUGGGCCAUUCCUUCGGAAAAGACCUCUGUUGGCACUGGAACUGGCUCAGCUGGUAUCAUCUUGGGUUGCAUCAUGGCGCCCUUCAUUACUUCCAACUUCGGAAGAAAGAUGGGAUUCCUCGUGUUGUCACUACUUAUGAUUGUCGGCGUUGUGUUGGAGGCCAGUGCUAUCACGUCAUUUUGGCAGCUGGCAGUUGGAAGAAUUAUCGUUUAUUCCGGCAUCGGUCUUGCAUCUAAUGUCGUCCCGACCUAUCUUUCCGAGUGUUCACCGCAGCGGGUUCGAGGUGCUUUCCUCGCCCUAUAUUCGUUUUUCACAUCAUUGGGAGUUUUCAUCGCCAGCCUAGUGGUGUACCUGUCCCGCAGCCGCAACGACAAGUGGCAGUAUCUAAUUGUGAUUUGCUGCCAGUUAUUUGUUCCAAUCGGCUACUUGAUUGCCUACCCUUUCCUACCCGAAUCACCCCGAUACCUGGUCUACCGUGGGCGAUUCACAGAAGCAGAAGAAGUCAUGAGAGGUCUGUCCAACCAUCCAGAGACCAUCUCGCAGGAGAUCCAACUCCUCAAGCUGCAAAUUGAGGAGCAACGUGAACUUCAUAAGGCCACAUCCAUACUCGACUGUUUCAAGGACAGCAAUCUUCGCCGCACAGUCGCAGCCAUGGGAGUUCAGAUUUUCCAGCAGGCACAAGGAGUGUCUUUCAUACAAAACUUCAUUGUGACAUUCAUGCAACAACUGGGAUUCCCAGACCCUCUAAGGACCAACCUGCUCGUCACAGGAUGUUCAUUUGCCUGCCACGUCUUGACUUUUGUCACCUUCGAUAAGCUCGGCCGACGAUGGUCUCUGCUUCUGGGCUCCGUUGGAAUGGCGGCCACCAUGUUGGGUACCGGAGGCGCUAUAGAAUCUGGUGGUGCUGUAUCAGACCUAUCGGUGCAAGCCAAAAACGCCUGUGCCGCACUACUGAUCCUCUGGUACUGUAUCUACGGGUUUACGUGGGGUCCAGGGUGCUGGAUUGUCACCGGCGAAAUCGGAACCGGUCAGCUUCGUGAGCGAACUAUUUUCCUCGCUUCUAUGGGCAGUUUUUUGACCUCGGUACCUAUUAACUUUGUCAACCCUUAUGUGCAAAAGGCAAUUGGUGGCCGUGUGACAUUUAUAUAUGGCGCAUUUUCCGUUCUGUCUAUCCUCUUUGUCUGGAUGUGUGUUCCCGAGACACGUCGCAGAUCUCUCGAGGAGCUCGACGAGAUGUUCCAGGCGAAUGUGCCCACCUGGAAGUUCAACAAAUACGUCUGCACCGGGAUGGGUGCCGAGAUUACGCGACUUGAGCAUGGCGGGAACGCGGAUAAGCCUACCAAGGAAGAGAUAGAAUGA